Molecule: messenger RNA, 1692 nt
Organism: Aedes albopictus (Asian tiger mosquito)
Lineage: Eukaryota; Metazoa; Arthropoda; Insecta; Diptera; Culicidae
Exons: 2
Coding region: 183-1547 (454 amino acids)
Molecular function (GO): zinc ion binding
Source: RefSeq, a predicted model, not a curated record
AGCAUCGCGCCAGGCCGCAGUGUGAAAGAAAAGCCUUGAUUUUUAUCCCGAAUACAACAGACGGUUGCACAAUUUCCUGCAAAGGAGCGCACACUUGCGAUAAAGCGCCUGCGGAGAACAUCGCUGGACGGAAAUUGAAUCCCGAAAAUCAUCAAACUAUUGAAGACUUGGUUUCAUCCGGUAUGCCGACAAAAGACGUCAAGAAAACUAUUGGAACACUGGCGGAGGGCGUGACGAAAAAUCAACUCAAUUAUGCGAUCAAGGCCGCGAACAAAAAACUUUUUGGAAGUGGAGUUCUUUCUCUAGGAGAGUUGGAGGAAUGGGCUGCGAUAAAAUCCAGGAUCCCACAAGAUAACCGAACGGCGUUUGUCCUCGACAAGGACAUUGACCAUGCUAAUGCAAAAUUUCGUUUCCUCGUUUCUUCGCGGCAGUUGCUGUCUCUGGUGGGUGAGCUCCGCAUCAUUGCUGCUGAUUGUACUUUUAAAACAACUUUGGAAGGAUUCCCUCUUCUCGUGGUGUGCAUGGUCGAUGAAAUGAGGCACGCACACCCCAUUGCAUUCGGGUGUUUAUCGAAUCAAUCGGCCUCCGACUAUGAGUUUGCGUUUAACUGCAUUCACGAAACAUGCGCCAAGAUAGGCAUCAAGCUGGACGCGUUGGAAUUUUUCAUCAGCGAUGGCGAGACAGCUUUAAAAUCAGCUGCCAAGAAGGUGUUUGGAGGCAUCAAAACAAUAAAUUGCUAUUUCCAUCUGAAACAAAAUUUGAAAAAAUAUUUUCAAAAAUUCAAGAUUCAGGCAGACCUCCAAUCAUCCAUUAGCGACGGCAUUGAUAAGCUUCAAAUCGCACCCACACAAAAACACUACGAGAGUGCUGUGCAGUUGUUUAUGACUGACUAUGACAGCGUUCCAGGCUUUACAGAUUUCUUCGCGAAAUACGUAAACAAUUCGAACUUUGCGGGAUGGCACGAGGCCUUUGCCCCUGGCGUGCCGUCCACAAAUAAUGCUGUCGAAGCCAUCAAUAAAUCAAUCAAGUACAACGCCCUGCACAGACAAAAACAGACUUUAGCAACAUUCAAAACAUUGCUACUAAGAUUGGUUGAAACGUACGGUGAUCCGGCCAGACUAGUUCACCGCCAUCGAGUUUUUGGAAUACAAGAACAGCGAGAGGCAUGGCGUUUCUUGAACAGUGGAAAAACAACAAGACCCGUGCGCUGUGGAAUACACGUUUACAUGUUUAUACCCGGAAGCGAAAGAGAGGAGGUGAGCAUGAAUGAAAUUCGACGUUUCAUGGUACCAAAGUACACUUCGUUCGAAGAUUACAAGGUAGACUUGAAUACAAUUUAUCGGGUUUCUAUGCCGGAUGAAAACUACAUGCAGUGGAACUGCACAUGCAGGAUUUUUUUUAAAAACAACAUUUGUAGCCACAUCGUAAUAGCAGCUGUAAAGCAAGGCCUCUACCAGCUACCACCGGAGGCCGAUCCAACAAUAAUUGGUCGAAAAAAACCGACGGGCCGUCCAAAAAAAAUGUCAAAAGCGUUAGUCAUAGAGUGACCACACACACACACACACACACACACACACACACACACACACACACACACACACACACACACACACACACACACACACACACACACACACACACACACACACACACACACACACACACACACACACACACACACACACACACACA